This is a messenger RNA of Cynara cardunculus var. scolymus (artichoke), 1418 nucleotides long. RefSeq lists its product as uncharacterized. Gene Ontology annotation, molecular function: oxidoreductase activity; nucleotide binding. The record is from RefSeq and is a predicted model, not a curated record. Lineage: Eukaryota; Viridiplantae; Streptophyta; Magnoliopsida; Asterales; Asteraceae. Gene Ontology annotation, biological process: NADPH regeneration. The coding region runs from base 85 to 1167 and encodes 360 amino acids. Gene Ontology annotation, cellular component: cytoplasm. The transcript has 12 exons.
AAAAAAUCAACAAAUAUUCUCCAGUAUCUGAACACAGAGAUCAAGUAAAGGCUAGCAUCAGUAUUCAGUAGAACUCUAUCAAUUAUGGCUCAAGCGUCUCCUCAGAUCGCCAUUAUAGGUGCUGGAAUCUUCGUAAAAUCUCAAUACCUUCCCAGGCUCGCCGAGAUCUCGGAGAUCGUCGUUCUCAAAGCUAUCUGGAGCCGCUCCGAGAAAUCAUCAAGGGAGGCUGCUGAUAUUGCGCGAAAAGUAUUUCCUAAUGUGGAGUGUAAGUGGGGAGACGACGGCCUUGAUGAAAUAAUUGGCGAUUCGAACAUUGUGGGGGUUAUUGUUGCUCUUGCUGGUCAAAUUCAGGUGGAUAUGUCGCUAAAGCUUUUGAAGGAAGGAAAGCAUGUUCUUCAAGAGAAACCAGCUGCUGCUUCCAUCAGUGAGGUGGAAACUGCAUUAUCAUGCCAUACUUCUCUUUACAACAAUCCAUCUGCUCAAUCAAUAUGGGCUGUUGCAGAAAAUUACCGGUUUGAGCCUGCCUUUGUAGAGAGCAGAAAAUUGAUGCCUGAAAUUGGAGAUAUGAUGAGCGUCCAAGUAAUCGUUGAAGGGUCUAUGAACAGUUCAAAUCCUUACUUCUCAAGUUCGUGGAGGCGCAAUUUCACUGGAGGGUUCAUCCUAGAUAUGGGUGUACAUUUCAUUGCAGGGUUAAGAAUGCUUGUUGGAUGCGAGGUAGCUUCAGUUUCGGCUAUGACAUCUCAUGUGGAUAUGACCCUGCCUCCACCAGAUACCAUUUCUUCUCUAUUUCAAUUGGAGAAUGGGUGUUCAGGAGUGUUUGUAAUGUUGGUAUCAUCAAAAUCACCAAAGAUUGUGUGGAGAGUUGUUGGCUUGAGUGGGACGGUGCAAGUUGAACGAGGAAACAAAGAUGGACGACAUGGUUAUGUGGCUACUCUCUUUACUGCUAAUGGGGAAACAAAGAGCACUUUCUAUCCAUUUAGUGGGGUGACUGAAGAACUAAAGGCUUUUCUAAGUGACAUCUCAAGGGCCAGUCUUCAGAAGGGUAGUAAGAUUGAAGCCGAACCUCGCAGCUCAUUUGUCGAAGGUGCACGAGAUGUUGCAGUUCUGGAUGCAAUGCUGGAAUCCGGAAUGAAGCAAGGAGCCUUUGUGAAGGUAAAAAAGGUUUAAACCUUCACUUCGAGACUAUAAAUCUCAAAUUUGACCUCCAGGAAGCUUUACCGUAUGGUUCUCACUUCGACCCCCAUCUUUGUAUGAGAUUUACUGAGUUCAUUCGGUUAAUUAUUUUAACCUGCAAUAUUUUUUUCACAAUAUUGCAUACUUAUUGUAUGUUUAUGUACACUUUUGUAAACCUGGUUUCCAAAAAUUGUAAGGGAGAUCACUCGUAUAUUCUCAUUAAUUGACAAAAUAUUCAGCAUUGA